Molecule: messenger RNA, 1317 nt
Organism: Closterium sp. Naga37s-1
Lineage: Eukaryota; Viridiplantae; Streptophyta; Zygnematophyceae; Desmidiales; Closteriaceae
Source: the annotation of a GenBank genome assembly
AUGGCUAGCCCCUCUGUACUAGCUUUCGAUGCUGAGGGCCGCCCACUGAAGUUUGAGACCUGGCUCGAUGACCUUCACCUCUUCCUCCAGCUCACUGCCAAGGAGGAUAUCUCACUGUACGAUCACGCGCUAGGCAAUGCUGCUGCCCCUGCUGCUACUGCUGACAGUACUGCCCGUUCACAGUGGCAGACUCGUGACGCCCACGCUCGCUUUGCUAUUCGCAACUCCCUGCCGGUAGAUGAGCGCGAGCACUUUGGCCAGCACAAAACUGCGCAGGCACUGUACACUGCUGUAGUUGCACGCUACUCCUCACCUGCCUCUGCUGCGCUAGGCCGUCUCUCGCUCCCCUACCUGUUCCCAGACCUGGACCACUUCCUUGCUCGCUCCCCCACUGAGCUCACCAUAGACCUGCUCGAGAAGGAACUGCUUGCAGCCAAGACUAGCAUAGUCGCUGUAGCUGCCUCUCGUGGCGACCCCCGCACCCCUUUCUUCGAGGGGUGUUCCCCUUCCCCCCUUCUCCCCUCUGUCGCCUCUGCUGCUGCUGUCGACCUAGUUGGUACUGAGCAGGUCGGGACUGCGUCCGCUCCGAGCUGGCGCCGCAGCGGCAAGGGCAAAGGGGGCAAGGGAGGUGGAGGUGACGGCGGGGGAGGUGGUGGUGGGGGCGGUGGCGGUGGUGGGGGUGGUGGCGGGACUGGAGGGGCUAGUGGCAGCGGUGGGGGUGGAGGUGGCAGCAGCGGAGGAGGUGGCCGGGGUGGAGGCGGUGGUUGGGGAGGCGGUGGACGCGGAGGCGGCAGAGGCGGUGGUGGUCGAGGUGGUGGAGGCGGCGGUGGUGGUCGUGGAGGCGCUGGCGGUGGCCAGAGCCAGCAGCACACUCCCUGUACGUACGUCAUCCGCACUGGUGACCGCACUGGCCAGACGUGUGGGAGGGCGCACACCACGCAGCGCUGCUUCUCCCGCCUUGACGACGCUUGGCGCACUCAGUUCCCUGCUGCCACUGAGCUGCCCCGCUGGGCUGACCUGAUGAAGAAGAACAUUGAUAUCUAUGCUCUUGACUUUGAUGCUAUUCUCACUGCCAUGUAUGUGUUGUCUACUAGUGGAGAGGGUGAUCAGUACCUGCGUGUUCCACCCGACCCGGGCAUUCGGACCAGUGAGGCUGCCGCUCUAGGUGCUUGCGUGUCUGCUGCCCCAGGUGCUGGUGAGGCUGCUGCUCUAGGUGCUUGCGUGUCUGCUGCCCCAGGUGCUGGUGAGGCUGCUGCUCUAGGUGCUAGUGAGUCUGCGCCCCCUGCUUGCCCGGCCAGUUGCUGUCUCCCUUGCUGA